Molecule: messenger RNA, 1539 nt
Organism: Phyllostomus discolor (pale spear-nosed bat)
Lineage: Eukaryota; Metazoa; Chordata; Mammalia; Chiroptera; Phyllostomidae
Product: olfactory receptor 8K5-like
Exons: 1
Coding region: 23-958 (311 amino acids)
Biological process (GO): sensory perception of smell; G protein-coupled receptor signaling pathway
Cellular component (GO): membrane
Molecular function (GO): olfactory receptor activity; G protein-coupled receptor activity; odorant binding
Source: RefSeq, a predicted model, not a curated record
CCAGAAGAGCCAACUGGACUAGAUGGGCCAACAGAAUUUAACAUCAUUGACUGAAUUCAUUCUGAUGGGAGUCACAAGGCAACCUGAGCUGCAGAUGCCACUUUUCAUGGUCUUCCUCAUUCUCUACACAGUCACAGUGGUAGGCAACCUGGGCAUGAUCAUCUUAACCCAUGUGGACUCCCGCCUACACACACCUAUGUAUUUUUUUAUCAAACACCUGGCUUUCAUCGAUCUUGGUAAUUCUACUGUCAUUUGUCCCAAGAUGCUGGCAAAUUUUGUUCUGGAUCAAAAUAUCAUUUCAUAUUAUGCAUGUGCCACACAGUUGGCUUUCUUCCUUAUGUUUAUUAUCAGUGAAUUUUUCAUCUUGUCAGCCAUGGCCUAUGACCGCUAUUUGGCCAUUUGCAACCCUUUGCUCUACAAUGUCAUUAUGUCCAAGAGACGCUGUCAUAUGUUGGUGGGCAUUCCUUACCUCUAUAGUAGCUUUCAGGCUCUAAUGUUCACUAUUAAGAUUUUUACGUUGACCUUUUGUGGCUCUAAUAUCAUAAAUCAUUUCUAUUGUGAUGAUGUUCCCUUGUUACUUUUGCUCUGUUCAAAUGCACAAGAAAUAGAAUUGCUGAUUAUACUAUUUUCAGCAUUUAAUUUGCUUUCUUCCCUGCUGGUAGUUUUGGUAUCGUACAUUAUGAUUCUGAGAGCCAUAUUUCAAAUGAGUUCUGCAGAGGGCAGGAAAAAAGCUUUUUCCACAUGUGGUUCUCAUCUGACUGUGGUGGUUAUAUUCUAUAGCUCUCUGCUAUUUAUGUACACACAGCCCAAAUCUACUCGCUCCUUUGAUACUGACAAAAUGGCCUCUGUGUUUUACACUUUAGUGAUCCCUAUGCUUAAUCCCUUGAUAUACAGCUUAAGGAACAAAGAGGUGAAAAAAGCCUUCCAUAGGGUCUUUAAGAAUCAGUGCAAUCUUUGAAUUUAAUAUUCAAUAUGGAAUAUUGUUCUAACAAACUCUGAUAAAGGCAAAUGUCAAAAUAUUCCUAAUAUGUGUAAUUAUAUUCUUUUGAUUCCAGAGCAAAAACUAAUUAUAAUAUACAAGUAGAUUUUUCCCUAAUAUUCAGCAAAAUUAAUCCUCCUAUUUCAAAUCUCAAUUAAAUAACACUUCUUCCUUAGCAUUUCUUGUUUUUAAUUCAAUAUUUCUUCUAGUACAAUCAUAGAGCCUGACAUUUCUCCCAGUUGAAACACUAAAUUCUACCUCAAUAAACUGUAUGUUUGUUUCUUUUACUUUUAAUUGCUAUUAUUUUUAGCUCAAGGAUUUUUUCAAUUUUGUUUUUAUUUUGUUUUCUGAAUCUAAUACAACAGUGUAAAUAAAGUAAGUCUCUCUCUCUCUCUCUCUCUCUCUCUCUCUCUCUCUUUUUUUUGCAUAUAGCUGUCCACAUCUCCCAACAACAUUUGUUGAAGAGGCUAUUUUUUACUCCAUUGUAUGCUUCUUCACCAUUUGGCAAAUAUUCAUAGACCAUAGAAACAUGGGUUUAUUUCUGGGCUCUCUAUUCUGUU